Messenger RNA from Dissoconium aciculare CBS 342.82, 2319 nucleotides. RefSeq lists its product as uncharacterized. Bases 275 to 1987 code for a protein of 570 amino acids. The record is from RefSeq and is a predicted model, not a curated record. Gene Ontology annotation, molecular function: metal ion binding; metalloendopeptidase activity. The transcript has a single exon. Gene Ontology annotation, cellular component: mitochondrion. Lineage: Eukaryota; Fungi; Ascomycota; Dothideomycetes; Mycosphaerellales; Dissoconiaceae.
UGCAAUAUCGUCUCCCCUCUGCUUCCAUGACCAUGAAUCUCGCCAUUAUAAGUCCCAUAAUAUGAUUAGAGCCCGUGAUAAUCUGGAAAACGCCCAACAUUCACCUCUGCUGGCGACGCGAUUUGAUCAAAUUUUAACAGGCACGCGGGCAAGUGCAGUCAUCCGCGGACAAAAAAAGCUAGGCACAAUCCUGGCUUGAUCCCCAAUCAUCCGAAUAAUUUGGUCUCGCGACAUCUCCGCCUACACCCAUCAUAUCGUCCAUUCCAUCGGCAACAUGAGUAAAACUCUCGCAAUUCCACGACAGCUCAGCAGAGCUUUGCCGAAUGCUUCGCGCACGACCUCCAGUGGACUGCGGAAAUUUGCGACUGCCACGAACGAGCCUCUGACGCGGGAUGUCGCCGAGUUGGACGAGGUGACAACACUACCAAAUGGAGUACGCAUCGCCACCGAGGCUCUUCCGGGCCAUUUCUCGGGAAUUGGCGUCUACAUCGAUGCCGGGUCGAGAUACGAGAACGAUGACCUCCGCGGAGUAUCACAUAUCAUUGAUAGACUGGCCUUCAAGUCCACUACCAAAAGGUCAUCUGAUAAGAUGCUGGAAUCAAUAGAGUCACUCGGCGGAAACAUACAAUGCGCAUCAUCGCGAGAAAGUUUGAUGUACCAGUCUGCGACUUUCAACGCUGCCGUGCCCGAGACUAUCGGUCUGCUCGCAGAGACGAUUCGCGACCCCCAGAUCACCGAGGACGAGGUACAAAGGCAAUUGGAAACCGCAGAAUACGAAAUAGGGGAGAUUUGGUCCAAGCCUGAGUUGAUCCUACCGGAAUUGGUUCACAUGGCGGCUUAUAAGGACAAUACAUUGGGUAACCCCCUAUUGUGCCCGCAGGAGCGAUUGGCAAGCAUCAACCGAAGCACAGUUGAGGCAUAUCGCAAAGCAUUCUUCAAGCCGGAGAGGAUUGUUGUCGCAUUCGCUGGUGUAGAGCACACCCAAGCCGUCAAACUUACUGAGCAGUACUUCGGUGAUAUGGCGGCGUCCCCGACGUCUUCAACGUCGAAUUCGGCUGGCAGCGAGCAGGCUCUAUCAUCACUCAAGUCAACUACGCUCCCUCCGCAGAAAGAGUCCCGACUCAUGUCCAAGAUUCCAUUCUUGAAGAACCUUUCAACCUCGGCCACACAACAAGCCACCGUCUCUCCGCUCGACCCUUCACAACUAAUUCCCAAUCCUUUAGAGUCGGCGGUAGAUUAUACUUCACCCUCACGCUACACUGGUGGAUUCCUGACGAUGCCACCUCUUCCUAUUCCGCCGAACCCUGCUAUGCCCCGCCUCUCUCACAUACACCUUGCCUUCGAAUCUCUUCCGAUCUCCUCUCCCGACAUCUAUGCGCUAGCCACUCUCCAAACUCUCCUCGGAGGCGGCGGUUCCUUCUCCGCCGGAGGCCCCGGCAAGGGAAUGUACAGCCGACUGUACACCAAUGUUCUAAACCAAUACGGCUGGGUGGAAAACUGCGUUGCAUUCAACCACGCCUACACCGACUCAGGACUCUUCGGCAUCUCCGCCGCAUGCGGUACCCAAUUCGUCCCGCGCAUGUUGGACACCAUGGCCCGCGAACUUAGCGUGCUGAGCGCGGAGACCGGCUUGGGCCGCCUCACCGACGUCGAGGUCAAGCGCGCCAAGAACCAGCUCCGCUCCUCGCUGCUCAUGAACCUUGAGAGCCGCAUGGUCGGGCUCGAGGAUCUCGGCCGCCAGGUGCAAGUGCAUGGCCGCCGCAUCCCGGUCAAGGAGAUGGUCAAGAAUAUUGAGGGUGUCACGAUUCAGGAUCUGCGGAGGGUGGCGAAGCAGGUCUUCGGUGGAGAGAUCAAGAACGCUGGUGAGGGCAGUGGGGCCCCGACGGUUGUGUUGCAGCAGGGUAUGGAGGAGAAUGUCACGCUCAGGGACAUUUCAUGGGGCGAUGUACAGGAGAGGAUUGCGAAGUGGGGAUUGGGUCGGCGAUAGGUUCGUCAAUGUCAGCUCCUGUGUCGGAAAGCGCGGUUUUCUGGCCAGGAGGAUAGGAAUUCUUCUCUCACCUGUCAUUACUAUCAUCAUUUUCAAAGGGAUCCCGGGAUGGACUGGAGUUGCCAUAUUGCCAUAGCAAUUGUACUUCUACUGGGACAACAUCAUCAAGCUUUAGUGUGUGCAAUUUUCGUCAUUUCAAUAUCGUACAAUCGUUCCGGUGGUCGAGACUACAUCUUCCUCUCCGACGCCAAAUGCUCAUGCAAUUCCUGGGUAUCAUGCUCUACGUUAAGUGAAAUAAAAAGUGGGUCAGUGGCCAUAGGUCUCAAGGUCUG